GAGGUUUUCUUUCUCCAACAUUUAUCAAAAAGGAAUCAGCCGAUGGCUCAUUACCGUUAGAACAGAACUUGAAAUACUCUUAGCAGUUUUUGUAGGAUAAUAUAUUAAACAAGUCACAGAUCUAAUCCGUUCCAAUAUGACACAGUCCCGUCAAAUUCAAUUUUUAUCGCAUUAAUAAAAAUCAAACUUAUACAACGUACCGCUUGUUCUCUCGUUUCAGCCAACGGAGAUAAUCAUCAUCCCUUUCUUCUGCUUCGUCAAUGAGCUUUCCAGAUCGUAUAACUGAAGCUAUGAAAAAAGGUCAAAUUUCUACGGGAGAAGCUAAUACGUAACGAAUACGUCGUCGGUGUUACAUAAAAAAAAAUAUCCAGCAUCCAUCCGGCUGGCUCAUCAAUCUUUUAGCGACAUUGGAUAUCGCAUGUGUUGUGUUGGUAUCUAGUGUUUCCUGGCCGCCCAAGGUUAGUAGUAGUAGUCGACAAGUGGAUUUCGUUGGCACAGUGUAUCUCAUCCGUGAAAGCAGGCAGCGUCCGCUGUGAUCGACUCGGAGCAUAAAGGAAAAAUGUUAACUUGAUGUGAUAAUUUAUGGCUACUUGCUGUGAUAGGCAUAAGUGAUUUGUAGUGGUGUAUUAUAUAGUAGUGGUACUUCUUUUUUGUGUGUGAUUGAUUCGAACGGAAGCGAAUCACAGAAUGAGUGAAACGGUGGAGCUGGAGCGAUUGAUCAACUGCACACAAGCCACGCUUCAGCGCUAUCCGUGGUCUUCCGAGUUCAAUCAGACCGUGAUUGGACAGCUCAACCGAACGGAGAUUCUGGAUGUUCUGGGCGAGAUGGUAACGCGGGGAAGGGGCCACUCGUCCGCUAGCGGCGAAUCGCUGACGUUGAGAGAAUUCAUUACCGAGUGUUUGUUUCCGACAACCAAAAGCCCCUACGAGCUGCCCUGGCAACAGAAGAUGGCCUGGGGUGUGGUGUUCGGAGCGAUGCUGCUGGUGGCCAUCACCGGGAACUGUAUCGUGCUGUGGAUCGUUUUGGCCCACCGCCGGAUGCGAACCGUGACGAACUACUUCCUGCUGAAUCUGAGUGUCGCCGAUCUGCUCAUGUCAUCACUCAACUGCUCGUUCAAUUUCAUCUUCAUGCUCAACUCGGACUGGCCGUUCGGGGCGGUCUACUGUACCAUCAACAACUUUAUGGCCAACAUGUCAGUGGCAUCGUCCGUGUUCACCCUGGUCGCCAUCUCGCUGGAUCGAUACAUUGCAAUUGUGCAUCCCUUGCGGCAUCGGACUUCCCGGAAGAAGGCUCGCCUGUUCCUGCUCAUCAUCUGGGCCCUGAGUUGUGUGCUGGCCACUCCCUGUCUGAUGUACUCGACUGUGAUGACGAAACGUUACAAUAAUGGCAACACCAGAACCGUAUGCUACAUGCUGUGGCCAGAUGGACGGUAUCCGACUUCUAUGGCAGAUUACAUCUACAACCUGGUGUUCCUGGUGCUGACCUACGGCAUCCCAAUGCUGAUCAUGAUCGUGUGCUACUCGCUGAUGGGUCGAGAACUGUGGGGCAGCCGUUCGAUAGGAGAACACACCGAACGGCAGCUGGAAUCGAUGAAAUCCAAGAAAAAGGUGGUUCGUAUGUUCAUCAUCGUGGUUACCAUUUUCGCCAUCUGUUGGUUGCCGUAUCACCUGUUUUUCGUGUACGCCUAUCACAACAACCAGAUGACGUCUUCCAGCUACGUACAGCAGCUUUAUUUGGGCUUCUACUGGCUGGCGAUGUCGAACGCGAUGGUCAAUCCCAUCAUCUACUACUGGAUGAACAGCAGAUUCCGAGUGUACUUUCAGGAAAUCAUCUGCUUCUGCUGUCUGCAGUUCAUCAACAGCCGCAUCAAGACCGUCGGCCCUCAGGGAGUGCUGCUCAACAAAAACUCCAACAACUCGGAACUUGGUCGAUGCCGGUCCUAUCGGCAUCGGUCGUUUUCGGUCCGAUGGCGGCCUCAGUACCACAGCGCCGAAGAGUUCCGGAUGCGGGUUGGUGCCGAUCCGACGCAACUGCGGAACCACCAUCUUCAUCCGCACCACAAUCAUCAUCAUCUGGGAACCGGAGGAGGUGCCGGUGCGGGCUGCCGCUCGGUACUAAGUGUGGUCAACGUGCUGGAUAAUGGCAAUAAAAGCCAGCAGCAGCAACAGCAGCAGUUCGAUCCGACGGCAGCACCCGGAAUGGUAGCCGACAUUACCGAGCUGCAGGCACUGAACUUCAUACCUCGCUUAUCGUCGAGCUGUUCGCAGGAUCUGGCCUCCCAGGCCGGUAGCUGCAGCAACAGCCGACUACGGGGGGAGCACUCAUCCAGCAGUCAGGCCAGCCACGAGUACUCCUGACAUCCACAGUACGACUAGGCAGAGGGCGGACCAUGAGAGUCAGCCGAACCAUGGGGUGGUAAUUCGAUGGGUGCUCUAGGAUAAGGAUUCAGUAGAUAAUUUAGAACACAUUCCGUUGGUUGUGCAUAGUUUCAAGUCAACUGUCAAGGCGAACAAAACAAACAAAAAUAAAAACUAAAUCGUUUGUCUGUUUAUUACUCAGAUGAAUUGUUUUCCGAGUUUGUUCGGUGGAUAGACAAGUCAUAAAAUUGCUGAUAGCUUUCCGGAAUUUACAUACUUUCGAUUGAAUAAGGCACCUAGUCCUGGAUUUGCUACCAAAUGCUAUUUAAUUCAUAUUUUAAUUAUAAUUUCAACUAGACUUAAUUUCUCUAACAGCAAUUUUCAUCAAUGUCCAAUCAGUACGGAAAUUUUAACCACGAAUAGUUAGGAAAAUGAGAAGAAAUGUGGUUCUAAUAUGUGAUGUAAACUCGUUCUUCUAAGCACAGUACAAAUAUGGAUAAUGCAGCAGCAGCAGCUUUCGUUGAACGAAAGAGAAAUGCUUUCUUCGAGUGCUGGAGCAAAGGGUGGCGCCACCGUCGAAUAGUUUCCGGUGGUAAAUUGAAAUAUUUGAUCAAUUUGUUCUGAAACCGAGUUAAUUAAUUUUAAUACUCGAACUUGCUCAUACUCUCAUUACUUUAGCCUCGAUUACGUACGAAUUUCCCUCCUAGAAUAAUUAAAAUCGGAUAUAGUGCAUGUACUGCAACGAACUUAAACAGGAUCCAUGGAAGUCCCGUUCCGAGUUGUGUACAAUGGAGAUAAUGUAGCCGAGUCAAGACUAGGCAGCAGAUGUAGCUUGUUGAAUUAGCACAUGAAAAAACGAAACUUUUUUCUUAUAGAAGCUAAGUGAAAAGAUAUGUCAAAAAGAAAAUAUGUUCCUUU
This is a messenger RNA of Malaya genurostris, 3276 nucleotides long. RefSeq names its product tachykinin-like peptides receptor 86C. Gene Ontology annotation, cellular component: plasma membrane. The coding region runs from base 688 to 2358 and encodes 556 amino acids. Gene Ontology annotation, molecular function: tachykinin receptor activity. Gene Ontology annotation, biological process: G protein-coupled receptor signaling pathway. Lineage: Eukaryota; Metazoa; Arthropoda; Insecta; Diptera; Culicidae. The transcript is spliced from 9 exons. The record is from RefSeq and is a predicted model, not a curated record.